UGACGGCGGUGGAUUUGAAGUCAGGAAUGAUCGUGGGGACGGAGACCAUGCUCCGGGGGAACGAGUCGUCAUGGAAGCUGGAGAUACAGUGUGUUGAGAAACUGCUACAUCGGUUGAAGGACGAGAAGAACCUCAUAAUCGCAGAGGUUGUGCAUGAUGAUUGUGGCGCGGUUGACGUCAUAUUGCGGCGAAUGAACAUUGACUCACAAAAGUGUAUGUGGCAUAAGGCGAAGACUUUGGUCAAACGCUCGCGAGAGGCUGUGCGCGCGGAGGAGGCGAAGGAGUGGUUGUACGGCGCUUGCAGGCUGCGCGAGCGUGCAAAGGAUGACGAUGGCGAUGUGUUGGUCAUGCAUAUGCAACACCUCGCCGAUCAUUGGGCCGGGGAUCACUCCUGUUGCGACAAGGAGUUGUCCAACCUGUGCAAAGCGGCUAGGGAUCCGGACAGGGAUCCAUUGUACGAGGCGGGGGGGCGUGUUCAUCUCGCAGUCGCGCGCUGUCUUCAACAGUUCGCUUCGAAUACGAAGAUGGCGUACUACACACGUGCGAGGAUUACCUUCAACAAUGAGUGCUUCCACUCCGUGAUCAACAAGUACGCAACGAAACGCUUGAACUUCCCCAAGUCGUAUGAGGCGCGAGUGUGUUGCACCGCUUUGGAGUGGAACAAAAACAAACGAAUCAGGCAAUUGCGAACGGUCUUCAGCAAACCAACAAACGUAACCCAUCGACGUCGUUCCGCACGACAGCAUAUAUACGUCGCACGAGAUACGUCAUGGCGCUUCGACAUUGCAACUGCAGUUUUUGGCAGCCAUCGGCUCAGAGAUUGGGCACGUAACAUGUUGCAGCAAUCGGACGUCGACGACCCAGUUAUUGAGCAUUAUGAUGAGGAAACUGAUUAUGGACUCCCUGAUGCCGUUGAGAGUGCGAUGGAGGGUGUUGUGGCCGAAGGUGACAAUGUUUUCGUUGACGCGGGAAGCGAAAGUGCUUCAGAUGACGAAAAGUCGUCUUCCGACUCCGACACCGAUGGUGCCGCUCACCGCCUCGACUUUGACGGCGUCGUUCUUUCGCAGGAGGUGUCCGUUGCGCAGGAGUGAUAGUGUCACGUACUACAUCGAUGCAAAUUGUCGUCGUCAUAAUCAUUAGAAUAUUAUGUCCUCGAUUUGAACUGGUUGUGAUAACUGGUUAUGAGAACAGGUUGUGAGAACUGGUUGUAAUUUUGAACUGGUUGUGAUAACUGGUUGUUCGAACUGGUUGUAAUUUUGAACUGCUUGUUCGAACCGGUUGUUCGAACUGGUUGUGAGAGAUGCUUUUCAUGUAUACUAAUUGUAUAUAUGUUUUGUGUACAAUUUGUGAUAACCGGAUCUAUCUAUAUAUAUAUAUAUAUAUAUAUAUAUAUAUAUAUAUAUAUAUAUAUAUAUAUAUAUAUAUAUAUACAGAGAGAGAGAGAGAGAGAUAUCAUAUGUAGAUAUAAGCCCAUGUGGCAAAAUUGAUAAAUGCAAAACAAUACG
Molecule: messenger RNA, 1505 nt
Organism: Chara braunii
Lineage: Eukaryota; Viridiplantae; Streptophyta; Charophyceae; Charales; Characeae
Source: the annotation of a GenBank genome assembly